GAAUCCUCUGAUGAAGAAUCUUCUGAUGAUUCAGAUUCAGACUCAGACUCUGAUUCCGAUUCUUCUGACGAAGAAGAAGAAGUAAAGAAGGUUGAAAAGAAGGUUGAAAAGAAAGAUGAAUCCUCUGAUGAAGAAUCUUCUGAUGAUUCUGAUUCUGAUUCUGAUUCCGAUUCAGACGAUGAAGAAGAAGAAACCAAGAAAGAAACCAAGAAAGAAGAAGCUAAAGCUGAUUCUGACUCUGAUUCCUCUGAUUCCGAUUCUGAUUCUGAUGAUGAAUCUUCUGAUGACGAAGAAGAAGAAGAAAAAGAAGAAAAAUCUAAUAAACGUAAGGUUGAAGAAGAUGAUGAAGAAGAAGAAGAACAACCAAUCAAAAAAUCCAAGGUUGAAGAAGAACCAGCUACUUUAUUCGUUGGUAGAUUAUCAUGGAAUAUUGAUGAUGAUUGGUUAAAGAGAGAAUUUGAAGCUAAUGGUGGUGUUAUUGGUGCCAGAGUUAUUAUGGAAAGAUCCACUGGUAAAUCCAGAGGUUACGGUUACGUUGAUUUUGAUAGUAAAUCUGCUGCUGAAAAGGCUUUACAAGAUUAUCAAGGUAAAGAAAUUGAUGGAAGACCAAUUAAUUUAGAUAUGUCAACUGGUAAACCACAUGCUACUAAAUCAAAUGAUAGAGCUAAACAAUAUGGUGAUACUCCAUCUCAACCAUCUGAUACUUUAUUCAUUGGUAACUUAUCAUUCAAUGCUCAAAGAGAUAAUUUAUUUGAAAUUUUUGGUCAAUAUGGUAGUGUUAUUUCAUGUCGUAUUCCAACUCAUCCAGAUACUCAACAACCAAAAGGUUUUGGUUAUGUUCAAUAUUCAAGUGUUGAUGAAGCUAAAGCUGCUUUAGAAGCCUUAAAUGGUGAAAUGCUUGAUGGUAGACCAUGUAGAUUAGAUUUCUCCACUCCAAGAGAAAACACUGGAAGUAACAAUAACAGUAGAGGUGGAUUCGGUGGUAACAGAGGUGGUAGAGGUGGUUUUGGUGGUGAUAGAGGUGGAAGAGGUGGAUUCGGUGGUAGAGAAAGAUCAUUUUCUCCAAGACCAGAAUCAUUUUCACCAAGACCAUCAAAUGAAUUUAAAGGUACUAAAAAAACCUUUGAUUAAAUAAUCAUUUAAAUUUUUCAACCAACCAUUUUGCAUAUUAUAUAUAACCGGGGAAGAGAGAUAGGGAGAAGAAAUCACAAAAUAACAUUAAGAAAAUUUAAAAGACCAUAUAAUUUUUAACCGAUAUUUGAAUUGGGGAAUAGUGGAGAAGGUAAAGGAAUAACACGAUAUUAUAUUAAACGUGUUGUAUUUUUGUUGUGUUGUGCCGUGCCUUACCAAACCAUGAUAAACCAUUAAUAUAUCAAAUAUAAUUAUAUAGAUUGUACAAUAGUAUCACAAAUGAAUAAACAUUAUUAUAAAUAUUUUAUUAUUAAAAACA
Messenger RNA from Scheffersomyces coipomensis, 1450 nucleotides. RefSeq lists its product as uncharacterized. The transcript has a single exon. The coding region runs from base 496 to 1131 and encodes 211 amino acids. Lineage: Eukaryota; Fungi; Ascomycota; Pichiomycetes; Serinales; Debaryomycetaceae. Gene Ontology annotation, molecular function: mRNA binding. The record is from RefSeq and is a predicted model, not a curated record.